Sphenostylis stenocarpa is the source of this 492-nucleotide messenger RNA. The record is from the annotation of a GenBank genome assembly. Lineage: Eukaryota; Viridiplantae; Streptophyta; Magnoliopsida; Fabales; Fabaceae.
AUGAUGGCUGUCCACGCUUUCCACCACCUACGCUCACCGCUCGCAUCAUGCUCGCACUUUCCAUCGUCCCCUCCCCACUCUCUCCGACUCACACUCACUGCUUCUGCGCUCUUCCAGUUCCGACCCCUCACUUCAAUCAAAAUCUCUCCGCUCCCGGAGAGGCGCCGGGUGCCGGUGGCUGGCGUGGUGGAGGAAAGCCAAGAGAGUUCGGAACCUGAACCCGAAGCCGAGUCAAAAGCGGAGUUGGCAUCGGAACUGAAGAAGGCGAUGGCGGAGAGGAAGGAGAAAGAAGAGGACAACUUGUUGAGCGGGGUGGCGCGUGAGAUCGACGAGAUUGAGUGGCCGGCGUUCGGGAAGGUGUUGGGUACCACCGGCGUUGUCCUCGGCGUCAUCCUUGGUUCCAGCGUCGUUUUGCUCACUGUCAAUGCCGUUUUAGCUGAGCUUUCUGACCGGGUUUUUGCUGGCAAAGGGAUUCAGGAUUUAUUCACCUGA